Auxenochlorella protothecoides is the source of this 3510-nucleotide messenger RNA. Its product is annotated as DNA-directed RNA polymerase subunit beta. Gene Ontology annotation, molecular function: DNA-directed RNA polymerase activity; DNA binding; ribonucleoside binding. NCBI's taxonomy places the organism in Eukaryota, Viridiplantae, Chlorophyta, Trebouxiophyceae, Chlorellales, Chlorellaceae. The transcript is spliced from 3 exons. The annotation marks the transcript as partial. Gene Ontology annotation, biological process: DNA-templated transcription. The record is from RefSeq and is a predicted model, not a curated record.
UUGCCUAAUUUAAUAAAUAUACAACAAUUAAGUUUUAAGCAAUUUUUAGAGAUUGGUUUAAUAUCCGCAAUUGAAAGUCAAAACCCUUUAAAAAUAAAAAAUACACUUUAUUCAUUUGAGGUUUUUUAUUUAAGUAAAUACUUACAAUUUAAAAAACCAGAAAAAAAUAUAACAGAAACUAUAAAUUUAAAUAAAACUUACGGAUGCCCUAUUUAUUUACCAAUAUUACUCAAAUCUAAUAGUCAAUCUAAAGCUAUUUUUGAAUGGAUCUAUUUAGGGUUUUUACCGUUUAUGACAAAACCUGGGCAUUUUUUAAUUAAUGGAAUUCCACGAGUUGCGUUAAAUCAAUUAGUACGUACUCCUGGUAUUUAUAAGUUAAUUGAAAAUAAACGUACAACUAAAGGAAUAAAAGCAAUCCCUUACAUACGCAUAGUUCCUGAUAAAGGAAGUUGGCUAAACAUUAGUUUUGAUUCUAAAAAUCGAUUAUGGAUUACAACAAAAAUUUUUAGAAAAAAAAUAUCUAUGUUAGUAUUUUUACAAGCUUUAGAAGCUUGCAAAUAUUUAUAUUCUCAUUUUAUGGAAUAUCGAUCACCUGCAAACAAACAGCGGCAACCUAUAACUGAAAAAAAAGCACUUCUUUUUUUUCAGCAAGUAGUUUGGAAUUCAGAGAAUAAGUAUCUAGGUAUUUCUGGUCGUGAUCAAUUUCUAAAAAAAUUAGGAACUACAGGUUCUGCUUUUAAUCAAAUACAAUUAACAAAACAAGAUUUUAUUUUAAUUACGCAAACAAUAAUUAAUAUUUUAUACGGUGAAGAAACAAUAGAUGAUAUAGAUAAUUUAAAUAAUAAAAAAAUUAGAGGUUGUGGAGACUUUUUAUAUCAAGAAUUAGCUCGUGGACUUAAUGAAUUUGAGACUUUACUUGAUAAAAAAUUUAAAAAUUUUUCAUUACCGCGUAAAAAGAAAAAAGUAAAAUCUGGCGUUUUAAAAAAACAAAAAAAAGUAAUAAAAACAACUACUUGGCGAAGUUUCUUUUUGGGAGGAACUUUAUCACAAUAUUUAGAUGAAACAAAUCCUUUAGCAGAAAUCACACAUAAAAGACGUAUAACAUUAUUAGGGCCUGGGGGGGGAAAUAGUAAACAAACUACAAUAAAAAUUAGAGGAAUUCUCCCGACUUACUAUGGGAGACUUUGCCCAAUAGAAACACCUGAAGGUCAAAAUGCAGGAUUGGUGCAUUCACUUACAGUUUUUGGGCAUAAAGCUUCUAAUGGUACUAUUUUAACUCCUUAUUAUAAAGUAUAUAAAGGACAAACCCAAAAUAAACUUAAUGUUAUUUUUUUAAACCCAGAAAAAGAAUCUUCACAUGUUUUAGUUCCUUCAGAUGUCCUAAUUUCAAAAUGGGGACGUUUGCCAAAAAUGAGCCUUCCCGCUCGAAAGAACUGGGAUUUUGAUUAUGCCAAAUUAGAUCAAAUUACAACCCAAUCUAUUUCAAUUUUACAAAUGAUUUCGUUAGCAACGAGUCUUAUUCCGUUUUUAGAACACGAUGAUGCAAACCGUGCUCUUAUGGGAUCAAAUAUGCAACGACAGGCAGUUCCUUUAUUAAAACCCGAAGUUGCCCUUGUUAAAACUAGUUUAGAGCCGAGAGUUGUAUCAGAUAUUAAUCAUAUUAUACAAACAAGAGAGAGUGGGUUUAUUACACAAGUAGUUUCAAAUUCAAUUCAAUUAUAUAAACCAAAAACUUUAAAAUAUUUUUUUAUUGAUAUUGGAGAAUUUACAAGAAACUUAAAAAAAGUAAAUAUAAAAUAUAAUACAAUUUUUAUUGCAAAUAAUUUAUUAUUUCCUAAUGCAUUAAAUUUUUAUUAUUUACAUUUCCCAUUAAACAAAAAUUUGUUAAAGUUUCAAAAAAGGAAUAAAAAUAAUUUUCUUUCAAAUUUCAUUAAUUCUAAUCAAUUUACUUCUUAUAGUAAAACAAUAAAAAAAAAUAAAAUCAGUUUAAAUAAUUUAAAAAAUAAUUUAAACACAAAAGAUUUUUUUCUAAGUGCAGGGAAUUUUUUAUUAAUUAAAGAAAAGGUAAAUCAAAAUAAGCCCAAACCACUUUUUUUAAAUAAUAAAAGGAAAAAAAUAGACUAUAAACUUUUCCACUUAAAUUUAUAUAAACGCGGCAACCAAAGCACAUGUACUCUUCAACGACCAAUUGUUGCAGAAACUGAUUGGGUAGAAAAAUCAACUGUUUUGGCAGACGGUGGAGCGAGUGAUAAAGGAAAAUUAGCGAUAGGGAAAAAUGUUUUUAUAGCUUACUUACCAUGGGAAGGUUAUAAUUUUGAAGAUGCUGUUUUAAUAAGCGAAAAUUUAGUAUCUCAAGAUAUAUUUACAUCUCUUCAUCUUGAUUAUUAUCAAGUGGAGGUUCAGAAAACAGCAGCAGGGUUAGAAACAAUAACAAACGAUAUACCUUUAAAUUCAUCAAAAGAAAUUUCUCAAAUAUUGAACUUAGAUGCCAGAGGGAUUAUAAAAAAAGGAACAUGGGUUAAAGAAGGGGAUUAUUUAGUUGGUAAAACGAGUAAUGUACAGUUAAAGGGGAUUUCUGCACAAUAUGAGAAACUCUAUAAUGCUAUUAUACAACGUGAAAAAUUACCAGUUAGAAACACUAGUUUUCGUGUACCAAAAGGAGUAGAAGGCCUUAUAGUUGAUGUUGAAAUAUUUCCUCCAAAACAAGAUGACAUUUUAUUUUUAGCGCCAAAAAAUUCUAUUUUAUGUGUAAAAUUAUCUCUUUUACAGCGACGAAGAAUUCAAGUUGGGGAUAAAAUUGCUGGUCGUCAUGGUAAUAAAGGUGUUAUUUCAAAAAUAUUACCUGUUCAAGAUAUGCCUUAUUUACCAGAUGGAACUCCUAUUGAUGUUGUUCUAAACCCUUUAGGAAUACCAUCUCGAAUGAAUGUAGGACAAAUUUUAGAGUGCCUUUUAGGUUUGGCUGGAAAAUACCUUAAUGAGUCUUUUACAGUAAAUUUAUUUGAUGAAAAAUUUGGAACUGAAGCUUCAAGAAGUUUUGUAUAUUCAAAACUUUAUCAAGCUUCAUUAAAAUCAAAAAAUUCUUGGUUAUUUGAGCCUGAACAUCCCGGAAAAAUAAAACUCUUUGAUGGACGUACAGGUAUUAUUUUUCAACAGCCAGUAACAGUAGGAUAUACCUAUAUGUUAAAACUAGUUCACAUGGUUGAUGAUAAAAUUCAUGCACGGGCAACAGGACCUUAUUCCGCUUUAACUCAACAACCGGUUCGAGGACGAGCAAGAAAUGGGGGACAACGUUUAGGUGAGAUGGAAGUUUGGGCGUUACAAGCGUAUGGUGCUGCUUAUACUUUGCAAGAACUAAUAACUAUAAAAUCGGAUGAUAUAGAUGGUAGAAAUGAAGCUGUUUUGCGAAUUUUUUAUAAUAAACCUAUUGAAAUGAAGCAACCCGAAAGGAUUAAAUUAUUAUUACGGGAAAUUCAAGUACUUUGUAUUAGUUUAGAAAUUUUCGCUCCUUCU